This is a messenger RNA of Alligator mississippiensis (American alligator), 4580 nucleotides long. It is a transcript of the gene MTO1, whose product is annotated as mitochondrial tRNA translation optimization 1. Gene Ontology annotation, biological process: tRNA methylation; tRNA wobble uridine modification. Gene Ontology annotation, cellular component: cytosol. The record is from RefSeq and is a predicted model, not a curated record. Bases 122 to 2389 code for a protein of 755 amino acids. NCBI's taxonomy places the organism in Eukaryota, Metazoa, Chordata, Crocodylia, Alligatoridae. Gene Ontology annotation, molecular function: flavin adenine dinucleotide binding. The transcript is spliced from 14 exons.
CGUGACGCGACGCGACGCCGCUCCCCUACAGCCAGUCCUCCAGAGCAGACGAGACGCGGAGGAGAUUUGCUUACCCGCCCACCCCGCCUUCCAUUUCUGGUUCCGGCACUUGUUUGCCGCAAUGGCGGCCUCCGCGGCUGUGGCUCUGCGGCGCUUCCUGCCGGUGAUGCCGGGUGUCGCCCCGUCCAUGUCUCCGCCCCGGCUCCUGAGCCUCCGCCUCCCGCCGCCCUGGAGCCGCCGGGCCGGGAGCGAUGCCGCCGCCCGCUACGACGUGGUGGUGAUCGGCGGCGGCCACGCCGGGACCGAGGCGGCGGCGGCGGCGGCUCGCGGCGGGGCCCGGACGCUGCUGGUCACGCAUAAGAUCGACACGAUCGGGCAGAUGUCCUGCAACCCCUCCUUCGGGGGCAUCGGGAAGGGGCACCUCAUGAGGGAAGUGGACGCCCUGGACGGGCUGUGUGCCCGCCUCUGCGACCGCUCGGGUGUGCACUAUAAGAUGCUGAACCGGCGCAAGGGCCCGGCCGUGUGGGGGCUGCGCGCACAGGUGGAUCGGAAGCUGUACAAGGAGAACAUGCAGAAAGAAAUCCUUAAUACCCCAUUCCUGACUGUUCAUGAGGGGUCUGUGGAAGAUCUUCUCUUGAAGGAACCAGAGUCGGAACAUCCAGGGAAAUGCCAAGUCAGUGGGGUCCUUCUUGGUGAUGGCAGCAAAGUACAUGCUGGCAGUGUCAUACUGACCACUGGCACCUUUCUGCGGGGGAUGGUCCUCAUUGGAUUGGAGAAACAUCCAGCUGGGCGAUUAGGGGAUCAGUCAUCCACUGGACUGGCUCAGACUCUGGAGAAACUGGGAUUUGCUGUAGGGAGGCUGAAGACUGGCACCCCACCCCGACUUGCCAAAGACACCAUUGAUUUCAGCAUUCUGGCAAGGCAGUGGGCUGACAGCCAUCCUGUCCCAUUCAGCUUCCUCAGCGAGACUGUUUGGAUCAAGCCAGAGGAUCAGCUCUCAUGUUACCUGACUUACACUAACCCCAAAGUGGAGAAAAUUAUCCAUGAUAAUCUUUACCUGAACAACCAUGUAAAGGAGACAACAAAAGGACCCCGGUACUGUCCCUCACUUGAAUCGAAAGUUCUGCGCUUUCCAAACCGUAUUCAUCAGCUGUGGCUGGAGCCUGAGGGUCUGGAUUCCAAUAUCAUCUACCCCCAAGGAAUGUCAAUGACACUGCCACCUGAGCUCCAGGAGCAGGUGAUUACAUGCAUCCAGGGCUUGGAGAAAGCCAAGAUGGUACAGCCAGGCUAUGGAGUUCAGUAUGACUUUCUAGAUCCUCGUCAGCUCACUGCUUCCCUUGAGUCUCGUCUGGUUCAGCGGCUCUUCUUUGCAGGACAAAUAAAUGGCACCACAGGCUAUGAAGAAGCAGCAGCCCAGGUGAGAUGUUGUACUGCAGCAAAACUUGUUCUCAGACUGCUUUCCCACAUCCAAGCAUUAAGGAUACUGCCUGGCCAAGCAGUGAAUGCACUUCGCUCCUGUAACCACUUUGAUGUCUGGCAGGGAAUCAUUGCUGGAAUCAAUGCUUGCCUGCGAGUCUGUGGCAAACCUCCUUUCACUAUCAGCCGCACUGAAGGCUACAUUGGAGUCCUGAUUGAUGACCUCACCACGCUGGGCACCAGUGAGCCGUACCGCAUGUUCACCAGCCGAGUGGAGUUCCGCGCGUUCCUGAGACCCGACAAUGCAGACAGCAGACUCACCCCCCGAGGCUUUGAGGAAACUGGCUGCGUGUCCCGGCAGCGAUAUGAACGAACAUCUCAAAUAAAGGCUGCCAUAGAGGAGGGAGUUGCAGUGCUAAAGUCUCUUCAACUCCCUCCCUCCAAAUGGUCCAGCUUGAUUCCAGAGAUUGUAAUCAGCAGCAGUCGUAGCUCACCUGUCAGGGCCUUCGACAUCCUUCAGUAUCCAGAAGUCAACAUGGAGUUAUUGGCAAGGAUUUUCCCAGAAUCCCUGGGAAAGCUUGCUGAAUGGAGAGAAUUGGCAGAAAGACUUAAAAUAGAAGUUGUUUACAAGUUGUGUACAUCCAAUCAACAGCAGGAAAUGGAGGAAGUGCGCCGAGAUGAAGCUCUCCGAUUGCCAGAGAACCUGGAUUACUUCACCAUUAAUGCAUCACUGUCCCAGGAGAUGCGAGAGAAACUGGACUCAAACCGUCCCCAGACGAUUGGAGCAGUCAGCCGCAUUCCUGGAAUUACACCCGCUGCCAUCCUUAAUCUGCUGAGAUUUGUGAAGACUAAUCGGCAAAGGACAGGGGGCAUAAAGGUGCCAUUUAGGACUGGCAGAUCCUUACCAGAGAGAAAUACUGAUGUCCUUGGGAAGAGUGAAUUCCAGAGCUCAAAUCUGAGCAGGGCUUUCUGAGUAGGUGAUGGAGAAUGGCUGUAUUGCAGUGGACACGUGUGGAGUCUUCAGACCGUACAAGGGCAGGGGUUUUUUGCAUCUGUAACUAGCCACCUCUGACUGUGUUCUAGUAGGUAUAAAGCCAACAGACCUGUAUGCCUUUUGCAUAGUGAUCAGGACCUCAAAUAGUUUUCUUUCCAAAUUUCGGUUAAAAAAACUUACCUGGAACCUUAGUAUACAGCUAUGCGGGAGACAGCAUCAGUCUGUUUGAGAGCCUGAAAAGUCUUGAGGGAAGGAAAAAGGCAUGAAUAGGGAUUAUCUCUCCACAGUAGAGAGAGAAGUGCAAGAUGAAUGCUAGAAUGCCAAGAGCCCAGUAACUGUUGAUAACCAACUCGACAGUGCCCAGUGUUGCUGUUGAUUUCAUGUUGUAUUACCCAAGGGUGUUUUGUUUCCAGCUGGCCAUGGAAAUACUUGUGCUCUAAUAAUUUCUUAGAAAGUCUUUUCAUGGAAAGAUGGUAAGGGGGACAGAGAACCCAUUGGGCCCAUAGGCAAAUGUGUAACUUUUUAAAAGGCAACUGAAUUAGAAGGGCUGUUUUCAAUAUGAUCAUGAAUUAACUUUUAGGUAAAAAAUUGGCAGGUUAAGAUUGCUUUUACUUUUAUUUAUGUAUUUUCCUGAAACUGUUUCACUGUGUUUCAUAAACAUAAUGGGGAAGUGGUUACCCCAGAACAAGGAAGGGCAGUAAUAUUUGGUAUAUUAUAAUGCUUUACUUUAUUAGUCCUCCAAAAAAUGACUCCGCAAGGUGACACAUGAUGAUCACUCAGACUUCCUCACUUCAUGGAUACAUCAAUGUUAUCAUGGAUACUUCAGUGAAAUAAAGCUGCAUAUUUAUGCUAGUCCGGCAGGUCAAUGCAAAUUAAAUUGAGGUGUACCUGUAUUCUGUGUCUUUUGAGCCCUCAAAAUUGUAUAUGAACUCUCUGUUGGCUGCAUUUGUAUAAACCCUGUGUUAACAAAAGGUUGCGUUAGGCUUCUUUGAGCAACUUAUUUGACUUGUUAAUACCUUAUAGGAAGGUAUCGGAAGGAUUGAGUCCAGCUCUGUUCUGCAUCUAGAUUUGUGUUUUCAGGACUGGCAUUUAGGAGAAAAAAGCAACAAAAAAAAUUCCCAAAGCUUCCUCCUCCUCCUUCCCUCCCCCCCCCCCCCCCCGCGCGUGUGUGCGCGCGUGCGCACACACACACACACACACACACUUGGAGCAGACCAUUUUUCUGUGGUGUGGCUUUAGGGAAAUCUAAUGAAAUCAUUAGUCUUUUCAUAAGACAAUUAAAUUAUGCCAAAAGCAGUGGCAAAGGUGAACGUUCCAUGUUUGAAAACUGAUGUAGUUCAUGUGCCUAUCAUAAACUGAUUCCUGCAAAUGUAGAAUAUAUUUAUAAUUUUUUCAUGGAAUUAUGGCAGUUGGUUUUUUAAAUGCCCUAAUGCACACAUCAGGUAGUUGGCAGUUAAAUGUUCGUAGAGCAUAAUGCAGAAUUAAUAGACCUACAGGGAAGCAUGGGGGAGAAGCUGAAUGUAGACAGUGUAACUUUGUGUUUAACUGCUUGUAUCUGAGAUAGAAGGAAUCAUCUUCUAGUAUUCUGAGGAGUCUCCAACCAAAAACAGUUUGGGGUAGAUUUAUAUUCUCUCAUGGAACUGAAAAAGCAGGGUAGACUGGGCUGAGCUGGACUCUAGGAUUUCCCAGCAGUCCCCCCCCACACGCACAAAUUACUCAGAGUUCAAGAAAUACCAUGUUAAGACAGAUUAACAGCACUUAGAACUGACUAGAGAGAAUAAGUAUUAAAAAAGAAGCCUUAAGUGGUGUGUUUUUUAUAGUGUAAAAGCAGUGGAAUAGUUAGAUUUGACUUUUUCCUGUCUCCCAUGCUUUUGAUCAGGCCACAGGAGGAAAAUGGUUACUCUCAGCUUUUACAAGGAGGGGUAAAAGAUGAGAUGUACAACCUGGGUAGCACUGAGACGCUGCUGUUUCUCUUCUAAAACUUCAGUCACUUUUUCAUCAGUAUGCUAUUCUGCAUUACAGUUAUUUUUAGUCUGAUAUUAACUUGAAGUAAUGGCAUGUAAUAAAGUUAUGGCUAUCCUUGUUCAUCAGAAAGAGACUGAGCAUGACACUCCUUUAAAUUUACUUUUAAUUUUUCUUAACAUUAAAAAUGAGCCAAUGUGAACAAAAA